This is a messenger RNA of Eufriesea mexicana, 5545 nucleotides long. It is a transcript of the gene dtn, whose product is annotated as transmembrane protein 132C dtn. The record is from RefSeq and is a predicted model, not a curated record. The coding region runs from base 263 to 4597 and encodes 1444 amino acids. The transcript is spliced from 10 exons. Lineage: Eukaryota; Metazoa; Arthropoda; Insecta; Hymenoptera; Apidae.
GGAAGCCGAAGGACAGUGUCAGGACACGUUCCGCGCUGGUGAGACGACGCGACACGAGACUCUCCGUCUCUCGGUGUUUCAUCGACUUUUCCGGCCAGUGUAUAUACGGCGACUGGAAUACGCGGACAGUGGGUGAUAUUCCGUGCUACGAUCGACGUCGUGGGAUCGACGGUGAAUCGGAGCCAGAAGCUACGUACCUGACCAACCACACACACGCACGCAGCCACGCACACACUCGACACACUAUGCAUCCUGGAGCGUGAUGGACAAGUUCGCGUACGCAGCCAGCAACUUCCAGCUACGCCUCGCCGGCAUACUCAUGGAUACGUGGAUAUUCUUCCUGUUCGUCGCCAUAGCCGACGUGGCGGCCUCGGUGGAGUUCCACUUCGAGAACAAGGACGGCGGAUUCUUUCUGAAGCACAUACCGAGGCAGUACUACCCCGUCAGAGGGGAUUCCAUUCCGGCGAUAUCUCCGUCGACGGGGACAUUAUCCAACGGAGUGUCAUCUCCGCCACCGGGCUCCGUUUUCUCGAUAGACAAAUUCACGGUGUUUCAGACGAGCGAACCCGUGUCCGUUCGAGCGAUCUAUGGACCGUUUAGCACGAAGCAGACCGUACCGGCACGCUACAUAGUUCCGGAUCCGUUGGACGCGUUGCCUGGCCCGGAAACGAGGCGAAACCUGACGGCUGCUACGAUUCUGGACGCGCAGGAGUUGGGCGCGCGUCAUCUGGACAUGUCCGCUCAUCUGGUUGGGAACAGCGUGCCGCGUGACUCGCCCGUCCUAAGAGUACUUUUUCAUGCCGGAAGCGAAGCCGGUGGAAGGCGUCAGUUGUUGCUCGCCCGACAUCAAAGAGUCUGCGUGGUCCUGCACGCGAGCCUGGCCACUCCGUCGAGAAGUACCGCCAACAGGAACAACGGCAGAAGCUACUCCUCCUCUUCCUCCUCCUCCUCUUCCUCUUCUUCCUCCUCUUCCUCCUUCUCUUCCUCCUCCUCCUCCUCCUCCUCCUUCUCCUCCAGUUCAUCCUCCGGUUCGGCGCUAACGGCAGCCUGCAGUCCCGAUGGAGAGAACGGAGUUUGCCUGGCGCAGAUCACCAUACCUGCCGAUUGGUGGGCACCGUUACCUCCUCCGGACGCUUCCGGCCGGGUCAAGGUCGCCAAGAGCCUGCCCAGGCUCGUGCAGGUCGCUUACUCGGUGCUGGAGCCACGGACAGAGGAGGCUGGCACGCCUGACAACGGGGCUGGCUUCUGUAGGCCCAGAGUUCAGAUCCAACCCGUCACGCCGCUCGGUCAGGUGCCCCUGUCUCCGAACCGGGUCGAUUACAAGGAGCUCAAGGCCGACGAUUCGUUGACUCUAUUGGUACCCCAUGGUCCCCUUUAUCCGAGGUCUCGGUUGCACGUUCCGGCGUUCCUGCAUCCGUCCAAGACUACCGAUUCGAGGCAGGAAAGGUCACCGGUCGUCAUCGCCGUUUACCUCAGGGCCAGGGUGAAGUCCGGCGUGAAGAUCUUGGACGCCUCGUCGAGUAAUCCGGACUGGAUCGUGGACAGCAAGAUAAACGCGAAGAACACGAUCGCUACCUUCAUCGCCAGGCGAAAGGAGAAUGCCUCGCGAUUGCCAAGCGCGUCGGCGGAGGAGAUCCUGACGAUGCUUCUGGAGGCGAGCGAGGAGGCGGUGGAAGGGAAUUGGGAUGGCGGCCGAAUCGUGUGGAGCGUACGUUACGCUUUCGACAACGGCUCUCAGCUAAAUGGGAUGGAUCAGCUGCAGCAGAGAUUGCAGCAGAGACAGAUGCAACCGCAUCAUCAUCAUCAUCACGCCGAGAGACGGAAGUUGCAGGUUCGUCUGGAGAUACAGAAGGACGACAUACAGGCCGUGCUGCCUAUAUCCAAGAACUGGGAGGUGAUGAACACCGCGGUGUUGACGGGUCGCCAAGUGUCCCAAGGGAUGAAGGUCUUUAUCGUGAGCCAGGCAGGAACCGUGGCCGACGUUACGCUGCAAACAUCCUGUCACUCGGAGGACGAGAGCGUACUCAAGGUGUCAUCUUCCUGCAGCAGCGUGUACGUGGACGGCACGGAGAUCCGUGGUUCCAGCAACGCGUCCGUUCUCGUCAAGUACGGCACUUACACCGGGCUGGCGAAAUUCACCGUUUGGAUGCCAGAAUUCCCAUUGGAAAUGACCGUGGGAGAUACGAGACUGAGUCAGAUUAAAGGCUGGAAGAUCCCGGAGGAACACGCGGCGGGAACCAAGAGCAAACGUAGCCUGACGAACGCCACCAACUCGCGAUCCAACGAAUCCGGCUCGAAAACCAAGAAGAGAAGCGCCGCGGAACUGGAGGAUACCUCGAUGGACAUCGAGGACGCGGACGUGAUCCUGGAGGAGGACGAACAGGAAGAGAGAUUUCGAGGAAGCGACAACGGAUGGGAUGCCAUCAAUUCCAUCGACAGAGGGCCAUCCACCAACUGCAGGCUCCGUUUCCAACAGAGUCCGGUCGAGGUACACGCCAGGUUCCUGGCUACCGAUCACGAUUCCGGAAGGGUCUCCUAUUUCGUGAACCGUCGUACUUGGUUACGCGUGACCGAUCUGGUGAUGGGUAUGCUACGGGUCUCGGAUCCCAGAAUCGCUACCUUGUUGCAAGGAAGGAUCGUACAAGGUCGUGGAGUGGGUAGGACGGAAGUGCAGGUCCUCUCGCCGAUUACCAGCAAAGUAAUCGGCGCGAAGGAAGUGCGGGUGGGUAACGAUCGAGUAGCGAUCACCAGAUUGUCCGUCAAAGUGGUGUCCGGUUUACAACUUUCCAUCAACCCGGAUACCGCUAUAGAGAAUGGCUACGUGGCGGAGACGUCGGUCACGAGGAAACUGACUGCUCAGUAUCAGGAAGGUCUGCUGGACAUAGACGUGGAGUUUUCGGACGGCACGAGAACACCGCUGCGAGAGAUAGCCGUGAACGAUUACCAUUUAUUAGUGGAGAGUCUAGACCCGGAAGUGGUAGCGUUCGCUCCGAUAGUCGCCUCUCAUCAUCCUCGAGUGAUCGCGGUCGGCGAAGGACGAGGCGAUUUGUUACGAGUCAGUCUUCAAUUGGCCGACGCCUGUCGUCUAACCGGCAGGAGGUCUGGAAAAGGUCAAAGGGCCACCGCAGCCGCCCUUGCCAGUGCUUCUGCCAACGUCGAGGUGGACUUUGCCUCGAGCGAUCUUCCCAAUCGACCAGAAUUCGUGCAAAACGACGGAGGCGGAACCGUUGGUUCUCAUCAUCACAGGGAAAGGAAGACCAAUCGAGGAGAGAUGGCGCCCGAUCUCCACGAUAUUCUCAUCGGAGGAAUGGGCGGCGUCGGGAAACGACAUCACGGAGGAGCCCGCAUGAGCCCACUCGAGAUCGGGAUGUACGUCCUUCUGGCAGCCUUCUGUUUCGCCAUCGUCGUCUUCGUUGUCUCCUGCGUGGUCUACGCGAGCAAGUUCAAGCCUCAGCAACCGGACUCUCCGUUAGCUGGCUCCGCGCUUCCGGUCCUCUCUGGAGCAGCUAGGGCCAAAGCGGCAGCCAACCAGCUGGCAUCGGGAAGGAGACCUCCCAGAGAAUCUACCACGAACGCGCACGAUUGGGUCUGGCUGGGUAGAGCUACUCUCGAAAGAGCCGCUUGCGGACCGCAACAGGUAAGAGUGACCAGCAAUCCUCUAGCCGGAGAAACCGAAGGCGAAUCGAGCGAACUGGCAACUUGCUUCGACAAUCCGAACCAUAUCGAGCUACCAUCGGCUGGACAACGCAGCAACGGAUCCGGACCGGUAGAUACCACGACGUACUGCAAGAGGGACAAGCUUCCGCGAAACAGUUUCGCGACCAAGCCUGCGUCGAAACCAUCCACGGUUGUGUCGGCAACCACGGUCGCUACCCCAGCGUCCAUGGCUACUUCCUCGGCUACCGCUACGCGUAACGACAACGACGACAUCCCACCGCCCUUACCACCGCACGGCAUACCUGUAACUACCGCGAUGACUUCGGCGACGAGUCCGGCUGCUCCUGCCAGCGCGGCGAUCAACAACAACGGGAACGAGGACUACAAACCUCCGGUGCCACCUCACAGGAACACAGGGGUGAUCGUGCGACUUCCGGAAACACCGAGGAAACAUCGUCACAGGGCGUCGAACGGCAGCGCGAGCGGCAAUCUUCACGGGAACAACCACCGGCAUAGCAAGCAGAUGCAUCAUAUCAAGCCACACGGUAAAACUAGAGUAGGUAGUCCGAAAGAAAACGACGCGGAGGAAGAGGAGUUCGUGGAGCUAGUGACUCACGAUGACAACAGGCAUUCGAAGGACGCGAGAGCCAGAGAGGUGAAGAGGGCGACGAUCGUCGGUAAUCCGAUGUUCUCGUCGUUCUCAACGAACGCGGUCGCCUCUUCGAUGAACGUGUCCAGCCCGACCGUGGCCUCAUCGUCCUCGUCACCGCCUAACUCGUCGCCGUCCUCCUCCGCCUCCUCUUCCUCCUCCUCCUCUUCGUCGUCCGCGUCUCUGUCCCACGAGCAGGAGGAAUCGGUGGCACUGGACGACUUGAAUCUGGGCAUGGACUACAACCAGAUCAUGCAGUACUUCGACAACCUGAAAGAGUCGAACGCCUAGGUGACGGCGUUCGGCCUCGAAGAAGGCCGAGUAGUCAAGGUCGAUACGAAACCCCGGAUCCCUCGUUGAGAAUCGUGGCACGCGGAUGAGCCCGGCCUCGUUCUCCGCUUCCUCUCUCGCCGCGUAGCACGUCCGCAAUGGAGAACCAAGAUGGCCGAGCUCGCGCCGUUCGAACGACACUCCGGACGUUUCGUAUUCUAGGCUAUAAUCUAGUCAGCUUCCUAGCAGCACAUCGAGAAUUCGCGCAAACGCAUGGACACGAAACACACGCGAGUAUACACGGAAAAUACACGCAUACGAAAAGGCAGGCGCGCGGCGCGCGAGUCAUAUAAGAGGCGCGCGUUCUCCGGUACGCGAACUUAAAACGAUACACGAAACACAAUCGCAGACACACACGCACACGUACACACGCAGAGGCUUUAAAGGUGUGAUCGCCGGUAGCCGGGGUGGGGUAGGUAGAUCGCGCGCUCGAUUCGACCAGCUUUCUUUCUCUUUCUUCGACGAUCGAUCGACCGCCGAUCCUCGCUUCCGCCUCCGCGCACUAUCGAUCUCUCGCUCAAGCCCUUUCCUCACGGCAAUCGAACGAGCCUCUCUCGUUCCUGCCACGCGACAGGGCAUUCACCAAAACGUGGCCGGACAAAAACCGACUCCUUUGUCUCGAAAUCGAUCUUCGGCCUCGAUAGCGACGUCCCACCACGAAUAGCUUGUCUUUUUUAUUCGUCUUUUCGUAGCUUUUGUGUUCCUCCACACUCUAUCCAUCGUCGGUUCCUAACGGAAAGAUAAAGCUUCGCCGGCUGUUUUUCUCUCAAGGCUUUUGUCGCGUUACCCCUUUAUUUUUAAACAGUCGCUCGCCGAGUCUUCCCGACCGUGAGUCUCAGUCGUGGCGGUCGAAAUCGAUAUCGAGACGAACAACGUCCAACACAGGGCCAUUUACUUUUCCGAUCUACG